This is a messenger RNA of Brachypodium distachyon (stiff brome), 1928 nucleotides long. RefSeq lists its product as uncharacterized. The record is from RefSeq and is a predicted model, not a curated record. NCBI's taxonomy places the organism in Eukaryota, Viridiplantae, Streptophyta, Magnoliopsida, Poales, Poaceae. Gene Ontology annotation, biological process: regulation of DNA-templated transcription. Gene Ontology annotation, molecular function: DNA binding. The transcript has 2 exons. The coding region runs from base 93 to 1544 and encodes 483 amino acids.
GUCCAAAUCGCACUCACAAAGGGACGGGGACGGGAGAAGCCGAGGAAGAAGCCCUAAACCAGCAGAACAAGGGAAGGGAAGAGGAAAUCACCAUGUCCGAGCACAUCGACCUCAACACCGCCGCCGACCCCCAAACCCUAGCCCCUCCCAAGCGCGGCCGCGGCCGUCCCCGCAAGAACCCUCCGCCUCCGCCUCCGCCUCCGCCUCGGCCUCCUCCCACCACAUCAUCUCCCACCACGGAUCCAUCCCCCUUCGCCCCCAAAGACAUGGUCUGGGGCAAGAAGCUCACCCACCCGGCCUGGCCAGGCGAGGUCCUCUCCGUCGCCGCCGCCGGCACCCAGCUCCUCGUUUCCUUUUUCGGCGACAAGGCCCUAGCCUGGUGCGACGCUGCAGAGGUCCGCCCCUACCAGGCCUACUUCCCCGUCGGGGAGCUCUACGAUGGUGAGGCCGAAGAUUUCGACGCCGCCGUCGACGCCUCCCUCCAUGAGUUCUCCCGCCGCGUCCAGGCCGCCCUCACCGCCGCCGACUCCCCCACCUCCGUCAGGCGCCCCUUUGUCCCGCCCGAUUUCAUCUCCUCGCUCAAGGAUUUGGCCGCCGAUCGCUCCAGCUUCAGCAACCGGGUACAGGCUGCCAUCACCGAGGCGCAUCUCCGAGCCUUUGAUAAGUUCAGGGGUUUUCCUGACCCCCCUGAGUUCGUCCUGGAGCUCGGCAUACCCAACGAAGAAGCUUUGGCUACUCAUUCCCCCAUGGAUGGGGUUAGCAAGGGUGCAAGAGAGGGUAACUGCAACUCGUCCACCCCGCCCAGGCGCGGUAGGAAGAGGAAGGAGGAGGUCCAGCAGCAGGACUCCGAUGAGGACUGGGACCCACGCAAGAAGGGUGCCACCGACUCUGACACCGAUGUAGAUAUGGAGCGCAAGAGGGCCUCAAGGGGCAGGGGCAGCAGUGGCGCACCGCGGGGGAGGCCGCGAGGGAGGCCUAGGAAAACAGAUGCUGUAAGGGCUCCGCAGGUGAAGGAUGAAGAGAUGGAAGAGAAAAUAGAGUAUCCAUCGGCCGCUGAAUUGUUGCUGCAGCUUACAUCGGUUGCCGCUGAUCCAUUCAACUUCAACGGUUAUGACUCGGUGCACCUGAUUUUUAGCUUCUUUUCAAAGCACAAGGACUCAGAAGUGCCGACUUCUUGUGAUGAUAAAGAGCUGUUGCAGGCAUUGGGUGGCAAGAAGGGUAGGAAAAAGUCCGUUGGAAGUUUUACCAAGGCAGAGUGUGACAUUGAGGAAGAGCAGUUGGAUGUGGCGGAUGGCCAGAGGGGCAGGAGGAAGUCCGCAGGCAGUAUCUACUCAGCUAGAAAGGCGGAAGAUUCAUACUGGUGUGACAUUAUCAUCAGUGAUUUUGAUGAUGGAGACACAUCAAGUGAUUAUGAAGGCCGCAAAAGGAAGCGUGUGUCUCAGAAUAGGAGUGGCAUUAAGAAGAUGAAGGAAGAGGUGGUUCCACAGGACGAGGCUGCUGCAGAUUCUCCAGAUGCAAAAUUGGCAGAUGGUGAAGUUAAAUAACUUAGGCUCCUCGGAUCCCUUAGAGGGAAAUGCAAUAUGAAGACUGGAGCAAUGGAACAUAAGUUUGUGUCAUCGACUUAGAUCUAGGAGACUCACUGCCCAGGCCAUGUGAGUUAUUGGGCUGGUCAGUUGGGUGAGAAAAGUUUUAGGUUCUCUCUAGUUUCAUGCAUUCAGAGUACUGCUUGUGUACUUGGGGCCAGAGCCUCAGAGGUAGUUUAAAUUAAUGUAAUAGAUGGUAGAUGAUCUCCGCCUGAUGCCUCUCCUUGUUGUCUUUUAUCGACUUAUCGCUUUGUAUUGUCUAGAAAUCAUUGCACAGUUGUGGAUCUUUAUGAUAUGUUGUUCUCUUAGCUUGUAUUUCUAAUUUUAGGCCCUAGUCCACUUCAA